AUGUCGGCCACGUUCGUUCAUAUCUAUGAUGGUCCGUGGAUCAACUGGUCCCACGGGCUGGCUACUGGCAUGACUGUGACUCUGUCACAACGUGCAGGAGGUUUACUCACUGCAUUCAUCGCGACAUUCGUCACAAUAUGUGGUGCUGAACUGUGGAAACUCCUCUGCUAUAUCUUACAUCAGCUUCGAUCACAAAAGACGCCUCAAGAUGGCCUCUACCAUCAGCAGCAGGUGAUUCUGCGGACAUCACCCACUCCUGGAGGUGCUGCUUGGCUGUGGCUGCUGCAAACGUACCACUGGGCAGGCAAAGCAAGGCUGUCAUUUCUUCGUUCUCUGCCAUGGGCAGUCUUUGGCGUGUCGUACAUUGUUGUGGUUGGUCUUUUGGCCAUUUUCUCCUCUGAAAUAUCAAAAAGCCCUGGCCCACAACGAUUGCUGACUGGUGAUCAAUGUGGGCUCUGGUCACUGAAUACGAGCUCGCCUGAUUCCAGCGCUGCCUGGCAAUCCAAGGUGACAAGUGAUAGCUUAUCUGCAGCUACCUAUGCAAAAGCUUGUUAUGGAGGAAACGAGGGCGCUCAAUGUGGUCACUACGUCAAUCCUGCCAUCGAGUGGACGUCCAAUACUAACGCCACAUGUCCCUUCACGUCUGGUAUGUGUUACUGGAACGAUCUCUCAGCUAUAUCCAUUACUUCGAAGAUGAUAGACAGUCACCUGGACUUGGGUAUCAACUCCGCUCCACGAGGACGGAUCCAGUUCGAAAAGACAACAACAUGCGCGCCAAUGCGUACCAGAGCGUUCGCCACUCAAGUCAACGUCACUGAAGAGAAUUCAGACACUGAAAAUGGUAUUCCUGGAGACUAUAUCUACAAGUUCUGGCUGGGUCAAAUGGUGGGUGAUUCAGGCACAAACGUAACGAACUACACGUAUCAAUACAACUUGCAUACUGCCAUGGAUAACAUCGGGUAUACUCUAGCAUCUUACCAGUCCCUUGCUGGUUAUCCAUUGAACCCUGGCGUGUAUGUGCCUAUCAAAGAGAUUAGCAACACCAACGCGGACCUAUCGCUGCUGUUCCUGGCAAGCAAUUCUAUCCGAUAUGAAAAGCCCACGAAUGAUCCACUUUUCGCGGCUCACUACUCUUACAAUCUCAGUGGAUAUACUUGGUGGUCCUCGGAUCAGUACGUUACUGUCCUUGGAUGCAGUGAACAGUACCGAGUGUGCAACCCUAACAAUGGCGUUUGCACACCGCGAAUGGGCACUAUUCAGCUGCAGCAAGCUUUUCUUGCCAACGGUGAUGGGCUUAACCUGAACCUCAAUCAGAACGCAACAGCCUUUCGUGUUGUUCUCGCAGCAGCCUACUCUAGCGUUUAUCAUGCCACUUUCACAAGAGGAGGGAAUGCACUCCGUGCUUCCGAGACAGUCUCUACGCUUUCACAAGCAGUCUUGCCAGCCAAUCAGUGGCACAUUGAAGUCGGAGCGUGGUUUGACACGGGACUUUCCAGGAUACAAGCCAUGAUUGAGCAGUAUGUUGUACCACCGAAAGCUCUGCCAGGAUCUCAUGUUCAACCAUAUCAAGCUGGAAGGGACAAUCCCUAUUGGGUCAUGUGUUACAACCAGAUCGUCAAUGACAGCUCCAGUAGCAUGAGCUUCUCCGUAUUGGGAUUAGCAAUUCUUUUCGUCAUUGGUGGUGCCAUCAUCUUUCUCUCCAUGACAAUCGAUACAGUGGUUGGCUACAUCCAGCACAAGACUGGGAAAGGCCUGCACGCUCGGAUGGAGUGGAUCGUGAACGACAAACUACAGAUGCAGAGAAUGCUACACAGAGAGAUGAAGCUAGGUCAGUGGCACGAGGGAACUUCCAGGAUCCCUGUGACAGUUGGGUAUGGAGAGCAGAAAUUCUCGGGACCUGCUGAGUAUGAGCUUCUCGCGCAGGACCAUGAUCAUGGCGAAGCAAGUGGAGCGGAUGAUGCCGCUAGGGUACAGCUUGUGCAGGAAGAGCAUGAGCCCAAAGGAUGGCGAAGCUAG
This is a messenger RNA of Lithohypha guttulata, 2016 nucleotides long. RefSeq lists its product as uncharacterized. Bases 1 to 2016 code for a protein of 671 amino acids. The transcript is spliced from 3 exons. The record is from RefSeq and is a predicted model, not a curated record. Lineage: Eukaryota; Fungi; Ascomycota; Eurotiomycetes; Chaetothyriales; Trichomeriaceae.